GAGUUUUCAAAUAUCAGAUUUUCAUUGAUAGCUUAAAAGUUUUAGGAAAAAAUAUGUGUAGAAUAAAUUUUAGCACGAUAGUUCUAUUAUACUUAAUUCAAUCAACAUUUAUUUGUGCAGAUGAAUCUAAAAUCAUUAGAUACCAAACAGCACAGCAAUGGGCUGAAAAGUUUGGUGUCGAGUUAUUUAAUUUUGGUGAAUUCAUCACUCGGAAAGAGCAUGUCCUUCAGAGCUAUAAGCAAGCUCAAAUAGUCAAUCGAUCAGGUGUAACGAUUGUCGAAGACAUAUCUAAAGAGAUAAAAAAGAUGAUGGAUGCAAGAAUUAGUGCAAUUAAACGUAUUGUUGAUACAGCACAAGAAAUUGGAUCUAUAUCAGCUAGUUCCGAUGAAGUUGUAGAGAGAAAUUUUACAUAUUAUAAUUCGAAAGAAAUGAUAGAACCUAGUGAAGUAUCAUUAACAGAAUCACCUUCAAUAUCAGACGGUGAAGAAAAUUUAGAUAAGCUCGAUGCACCCAAACCUGUGAUGUAUUUAUCCGAAAACGAAAAAUUUAGUGACUAUAUAAAUUUAUCUCUAAGUUCCGUUCAUGUACCAACAAAUGUUUACGAUAGAGCGAAAAAUGUCAUCAAAGCUAUCAAAUGGUCUGAAAUGCUUGACAAAAUUUUUGAUAAUAAUUAUAAGACGGAUAGUUCAUUAUUCUGGCAAUAUUUUUGCAGUUCAACUGGAUUUUUACGUCAAUUUCCAGCAACAAAAUGGAAAUUCGAUCCAGUCGACUUGUACGAUUGUAGAAUGCGCCAUUGGUAUAUUGGUGCUGCAAAUAGUCAAAAAGAUGUUGUUAUUCUUGUAGACAAUUCAGGAUCAAUGACGGGUCAGAAGAAGGAUAUUGCUAGACAUAUUGUAGAAAAUAUUCUCGAUACACUCACACCGAACGAUUUCGUGAAUAUAUUUACAUUUUCCAAUGAGAUACGAGAUGUAAUUGAAUGUUUUGGUGAUACGCUUGUUCAAGCAAACUCAGCAAAUAUCCGUAUUAUGAAAGAAGCACUUCAUCACAUUGAAACCAAUGAGCUUGCAAACUUUUCUGCUGCUUUAACAAGAGCUUUUGACACGCUUACAGAAUAUCGUGAAUCACGUGAUGGAGCCAACUGUAAUCAAGCUAUUAUGAUGAUUUCUGACGGACUUCCGAUACCUGUGGAUGAAGUUUUCGAAGUAUACAACUGGAAGGACAAACCGAUGAUUCCUGUUCGUGUAUUUACUUAUUUAAUUGGACGUGAAGUUCCAGAUGUAACAAAUAUAAAAAAUAUGGCGUGUGAUAAUAGGGGAUAUUAUGUGCAUUUAAGUACUUUAGCCGAAGUAAGGGAACAAGUUCUGCAGUAUAUUCCAGUCAUGGCACGUCCACUAGUACUUAAUCGAACAGACCAUCCAAUUGUUUGGUCACAAGUCUAUGCAGAUGUCAUAGAUCCACAAUUGACCGAUUAUGAAUGGGAAUGUCGUGAAAGAGCAAGUCAAAGAGAUCGAUUUAUGGUGUAUAGAAAGAAUCGAAACUUUCAUAAUUUACCUGAAGAUCCAUCGACUUUAAGUUACGACUUAAUUGAAAGUGACGAUUCUGAUAUCACGAAGAAAUUUAAUUUCAUGACAACGGUAUCGAUCCCAAUUUACGAUAAGAGAGAAAAUGCGACUCGAAUCGCAAACCUUCUUGGAGUUGCGGGUACUGAUGUUCCAAUCGCAGAUAUUAAGGAAUUGUUGCAGCCAUUCUCGUUGGGAGUCGGAGGAUAUGCAUUUAUUGUUGACAAUAAUGGCUUGAUUCUUACGCAUCCAGACUUUCGUCCUGUAUUCUAUAAAGAUAUUUUAAAGCCAGCUUAUAACUCCGUUGAUAUGAUUGAUGUUGAGCUUGUAAAUGAUGAUCGUGAGCCGAGAGAUUAUGAUCCGCUUUUAUUGGAGCUCCGAGAACAAAUCAUCAAUCAGUCGACUGGAAGUAAAGUGUUGAACAUGAAAUUCCACUUUGAUAAAAUGAGAAGAGUUUCAAGAAUGAAACGUCAUUAUUACUGGAUAGGAAUAGAGGAAACACCAUUUACUUUGGUGAUUUCUCUUCCUGAAGAAUAUGGAAAAUUUAGUAUACAGCCAAGAAGUGAAGAUGACAUUCAUCGUGAGAUAGUUAAAGGCACAAAUAUGCAUAGCUUUUUUAAUGGUUCAAACUGGAAAGUACAUCCCGAUUGGUAUUAUUGCAAGCAAAAUAAUGAGUCGUUCUCAUCACCUGAGGCUGAACUUAUAUAUUUCAUAGAGAAAAUGAAACAACCGGGAUGGAAAUGGCCUUUGAAUAGAAGCAAACCUCCACCUGAGCAUACCAACAUAAGCAAUAGCGCUAAAGAUUCAUAUUAUUGUGAUAGAGGCUUAAUUCAAUCGUUGGUAUAUGAUGCAAAAGUUACAGAAUGGUUUCCGAAAGAUUCUACUUUUGGAUCAAACGAAAAAGAGGACGAAUUAAAGCAACGCUUUGGGAUAAGCGUGUCUUUUCUGGCGACACACAGUGGACUUUUGAGGUGGUAUGAUCACAAUGAGAAGAAAGGAGACGAUGUUAGACCAGAAAAUGAAUUUAGUGAAACUAAUAAGAAGACUAUUGAUGAAACAUGGUAUAAGCGAGCUGUUGAGCAACAUUUUGUUGAUCCAAAAAGCUUUGUUUAUGCCGUUCCAUUUGAUGCUGCUAAUCGAAACGAUACAUUAGUAACAGCAACUCAUGCAGUUUUCCAUACUGAAAGUGAGCAUCGAAUGGCUCCUGUAGCAGUAGUUGGUUUCCAGUUUCAACAUACAGCGAUGUAUGGUUUUUUCAAGAAUAUAACUGGAAGUUGUCCUGUAGGUGAUCCACAAUGCGCUUCAUGCUUUUCUGAUGAAUUUGAAUGCUUUGUUUUGGAUGAUAAUGGAUAUGUAAUAAUAUCUGAUGAUAUUGCUGAUACAGGAAGAUUUUUUGGCGAAAUACGAGGUGCUGCAAUGAGGAAAUUAAUUGAUAACAGAGUUUACCAACCAGUCAAGAUUUAUGAUUACCAAGCAAUUUGCUUUAUUAAUAAGGAUUCAGCUAGUCUUGCAUCUAAGCUUGUAGCACCCUUCAAAUACAUUUGGACACUCUUUAAAAUCAUUACUAGUCACUUGAUUUGGUUAUAUUUAAGCGUAUUAGUAGAUAAUGUCCAAGCUUAUGGUUCCUAUUCAUAUAAUGAAGGAAUGGCGUAUGGAGAUCCAGAUGAUUAUCCACCAGAUCCUACAGAGCGAUACGACGCACCUGCUUCAAAAUCAAAGGAACAAGAAUUCGACCGAAGAGUCCUUAUAAAUCGAACGAGACCUGAGCGAUGCGACAAAAUGUUUACAUUAUAUCAAUAUAUCAGAACUAAAGGAAAAGAAAAAUCAUUUUACGAGUAUCCAAUGAGCGGAUGCAAUCGACCAUACAUGGUUUUACCAAUACCCAGUAGUAAUUUGAUUCUUUUUAUUGGGUCCACUUUGUGUGAUCGCGUAGAGGAUCACGUACCAUUGAUGAAUCAACCAGUCAUGAAAGAAUAUAAUGAAAGUCUUCAAUGCCAUAAGCUGAGAACUUCGCCUCCAUAUCGUAGACAAUUAAAACAUUGCUUUAAUAUACAUUUGAAUGAAAGCCAAAUAGAAUUAUGCGGAGAAGCGAAUAAAUUUCAACUAAGUCUGUACACAUUGAUUUUAGCAGCAAUUGUUGCGAUUAGAAGUUUGUUUGUAUAGUUUUUUAUCCUUCUUUAUUAAAAAUGUCAAAUCUUAUUGUUUUGCUAAUCACUUUUCUGUCAGUGUUCUUAUUUAAUGACAAAAUUUUAUGCAGUGUUACAUAAAUUAAUACGUCAUUAAUACUGUUAUUCUUUUCUUGUUAUUCUAUGAUAAAUGAAAU
Molecule: messenger RNA, 3882 nt
Organism: Chironomus riparius
Lineage: Eukaryota; Metazoa; Arthropoda; Insecta; Diptera; Chironomidae
Source: the annotation of a GenBank genome assembly